UUACUUCGAGUCUUCAUACGUAGUCGCUAUUUCCACUUGUCGGUUGCGGAUUCACCUGUUUUGUACGCUUGUAAAGUUGUAGUUGUUCUGUUGUAGCUAGUAGUUGUAGGAGGCAAAGUCUGCUAGUCAGUGUUGGAUGGAGUGACUUCAUGACUCGGCUCCUUUCUGCAAGGCUCCCUUCAGGAUGGCCACGGCCGAGCAUGCAAGUGGAAACCCGUUUGAUGUGGUGCGCCGAGUUGGCCAGCUACUGCGCGAGAUAGCGGCCACGGAGGGCCAGUCUGGCAAAGCGGUGCAGAAAGUCCGCUAUCUCAAUGACUUGGCAAAGGGCCUACGAGACAAUGACAUUGCCUUGGCCAAACUUCUGAACCCGUUGUCUGCACUGAGAUGCCUGUGCAUUCCGAUUGUGAAUGCGAACGGUGCAGCCCGUGCAGCUGCGUUGCGUGCACUGCGCUACUUGAUGGUGACACAGGAACUGCACGAUGCUGUGCUAGACAUCAAGCUGGACAUCUUCAUUGUUAGGUCACUGGACCAAGAUGUGACCAAAGAAGCUGAGCGCUUGCAGGCUAUCAAACUGAUUCGCACGAUGAUGUUGCUGCAGCCACUCAAUUUCCCCCUGUCGUUUGGCCGCGCCGUUGUGUCUAUUGCCGAGAGCACGCAGGACAGCCUGUGUCAGUCGGCGCUAUCCAUACUGUGUGAACUAGCUGUGCUCAAUCCCCGGAUGGCGUCAAUGUGUGGUGGCAUUCGGGCCAUCCACAUAGGAAUAGUCGCCAAUCACAACAAUGUAAUGCUGCAGCGUUUACAGAAGACAUAUGGGACUUCCAUUCCGAUGGCGGCACCACUCAAUGAAUUCAUGACGUUGACCCUACUGCGCCUCUACAACACUCCUGAAACACGCCGCUAUCUGCGUCAGGACAUCGAAAUCGAGACUAUGAUGGCACCCUUGCUCGAUGUUCACUAUAAACAUUCUGCUGAAAGUGCGGAUGGCACCAGUCAACAAGCCAAGAAUGAGAAACUAGCUCACAUUAACGCCUCGCAAAUGUCUAUGCUGACAAUGUUCCGGACAUGGCAAGGACUAAUGUACAUGUGUCGUCCGUCUGAGAAGAGUGCCUUGCAGGCGUUUAUUGACGUGCUGCCGUACCCAGAGGAGGGCCUACAGAUGGCUGUGAUGAAUGUCAUCUUUAGUAUAUUCCACCUGAAGAUCCCCAUCGAUACGGAUGAUUUUGUGGAGGCACUGGCAACAUGCAAUCCGUCUGAGUUCCAAGAGGAGUGGCAGCUUGAUCAGGGGUGGGUGGUGGAGGAAGCCAGGGCACUUUUGCCACGCCGCUCUAAUGGCAGCAGGGUGAACAUGAUGGACCAGUAUCAUGCCGUGGUGCUGCAGGCAUUCCUGUCACGUGGGAUGCUAGAACGCUUGGUGGAGGUUGCCCUGAGCAAGGUGGCUAAAGUGUCAGUCAUGGCCACUAUUCUCCUGGGAGAGCUGCUUCACCUGGCGAACACUCUGCUGCCCAUUGAGAUGGCCUGCGCCACGCACUCCUUGCCAACACUGGUUUCGGUCGCGACUGACUUCAGAGGUGACGAGGAAAGGCGGAACCGUGCAAACUCUGUUAUCAACAAUUUGGACUAUCUCCACCAGCGCAAGAAGGAUCCCCUGCUUCCUAACAGUUUGUACCUGGAAACGAUGCUUCAGCAGUUCCAGCAGGGUGAGAUUGAGAAGCGCAAGGCUAGUCGAGCUCCUGAUUGGAUGCCACAGGAUACCGAUGAAGCACAGCUCGCUAAGACCAUUCAAAGGAGCAAUGUGUUGUCGGACAAGGAGUACGAUCAGUGGGAUUGGCCAACGAUUGACUCCAUCUUCCGUAUGCCCAAUGUGAACAUCAAGCGCAUGGAAGAGCAGCAGCCAAAGUUCAUUCGGCGAUUGGUGAAUUUCUACAUGCCUCGCAAGAUGUUUUCUCAUUUAGGGGCUGUCCAGGAGAACAGGAAGUAUUCAGCAGUUGGUCUCCAGUUCUUUGCCUUCAUGGUUGCUGGAUUGGUACUGUCGGAUGAGCCUCCCAAAUGCCUGAUGGACUUGCUAACUGAAAUUUCGUACAAUUUUACGUACCUGCAUCAUCCUACACGUACGGUGUUCUCCGCCAGCAGUGUCACCACCACACUGACACGAGACUACUUCCUCUUUCUCGGCAAGCUCUCCACCACUUCCUAUGGAUUUCAGAUGCUGGAAAGGUUCAACAUCUUUAGAGCGUUCUUGGAAAUCUGCGAGACUGACCUGAGUGACCGUGAAGAGCUGCAGCGCUUGCUCAUCUCCAGCCUGGACUUCUCUCGCGAUGGGCACAAUCGCAUCGUUCUCACCAAGCUGCUGACCAACACAAGUGAAGCAAUGCGAUUGUAUGCCACAGGGCACCUGAGAGUACUGCUGCGAGCCAAGGUACCUUUCUUCCACACGUGGUGUUUGGAAAUGCUUGUUGCACAGUUGUGUGAUCCGAGUCACGAUGUCUCCAAUGAAGCACUGGAUGUGUUGGAUGAAGCAUGUGAAGAUGAGGCAUGUCUUCACACACUGGUAACGUUACAGCCCAGUCUGCUACACCUGGGACAGCCCGGCAGAGCGCUCUUCAGUAGGUAUGUGACUAUCAACAGUGGCUUGAAACUGCUGAAGAGUCUCAAUUUUAUUGAUGAGGAGCUGGGCCGUUGGUUCUCGAAGGAGAACAAGGCUUACGUCGGCAUUGUAGAAUAUCGACUAGCACAGUCCAUGACUUCAUUCAAACAGCAGCCAGAGGGGCAGUACACGCGGCGCAGUGCUACAGAUAGGCACUUGGCGGGAAGCCGUGAGCUGCUGGUACCCAUCCACUUCUAUGGUCAGCUAGCACAGCAGAGGGAAGGAUUUGAGCUGCUGAUCAACACUGGGCACAUCGAUUACUAUGUUGAGCUAGUCAAUUCGGAGUCACCUCGCACGAAUGACCAGCUCUUGGAAGUGAAGGCAGCCAUAUGGGCCCUUUGUCACAUCGGUGUAACACUCUGGGGACUCAAGUACCUGACGGACAAUGGAACGCUUGCACGGCUUGUUGAGCUGAUCGAGACAAGCCCAGUCUGCACUUUACGAGGGACGUGCAUGCUAGCGUUGUCGCUGAUUGCCCAGUCCACGCCCGGCUGCGAUGCACUGGAACAGUACGACUUUCGCAGCGUGCGCCACUCCAGCGAUGCCCUGUGGCCGGUGACAUUGCUGCACACGCCCAGCAGCACACUGGAAGCGGGCUCUAGCAGUGCUCACACUUCAACCAGUGGCCACCAUCUCUUGGUGUCGCACACCUACUCUGACAACACCGUGGAUGGCAGCACGUCCGAGAGCGGUGACGAAGCAGCAGACACGUCUGUGUCGUCGGCACUGCUGGCCACGCCGAACCGCGGCAUCAGGCGUAGCGUGAGCAGCGCAGACUCGCGUACUUCAGUCGGUCUCAACAUCAGCACUGCCAGCAUGCAGCUGGAUGAUGGCGAAGCUUUCUCUCCUGAGGAGAGUGUGGAUGCCUCCUCUGGAGGCAUAUCAGUAGCCACUCCAACCAGUCGCUUACAGAGUCUGCGCUCUUUCAACUCAACAACUUCGGCAGUUUCGGACAGUGUUCACCAGUUCAACCGCACGAGAACCCAGCCAGCGGCUAUGGUGAGUGGCAAGAUGGCUCUGCGUCGCAAGACCAGCAAUCCUGUGACGCGCAAAGGCAGUAUACCUCACCUGACUAGCGGAACUGCAGCGUUUGUGGGUGUCUGCCUGCCGUCGGAUAUCAAUCGCUUGUUUGAGAUGGAAGUGGAGCCAUUUUCCGGUGCCCUAGCGGACGUUUUGGAAGACCCACUGGGACUUCGCUUUGAUACGUUUCAUUCGGUCAAGGACUGCGUGCUCUGUGUACAUCACCCAUCCAAUGACUCUGACCUGUACGAGUCUGCACAGAUUGACCUGGACACUGAGAUGGAGAAGGGACCGCAGCCCAGAUCCUCCUACAAGUCUAAAGACACGAGCAAGGAAGAGGAAGAGAUUGACGUGACGAAGUUCGAGGGCCGAUUGCUUGUGCAGCGUGACUUGAUCUCCUGCAUUUCCAAGCUGAGCGGAGCAGUGGGUAGUCGUAACAAUCAAACCCAGAUAAUGAGUAUCAAAGACAAGUAUAAGUUUAUCUGCAAGGACCUGUGUCUCUACUCUCAAGUUGCCGGCCUGCUUGAGUAUUACCACUUCCGCAUCCAUGUACGCCGCUUUGUGCAGCAUCUGUUCGACGAGGCUGAUUUCUCUUCGAUAUUCCGGAGCUCGGCCCGUCCUGGUUUGUCUGAGCUACUCAUGGUUGAGUCAGGAGACUGAGUUGGAGUGAGUGGUGCUCCUGACGAUCGCAAGAGCCAUGUACUGACAGCUGCUUUUGUGUACAACGAGGUAUGGCGUGCUCAUGCUGAGACCACCGCACCAGCAGUGUAUGCCCCAGUGAUAUAAUAUUCUCUCUCUCUUCAGCGUUUCCCCAUGCCGAGUGAAGUGCUUUCUUUCUAUUGGUGUGCUGGAGCUGGUCUUUUUUGUGGAGACGUAACUGUUGCAUUUUGAACUGCUACAUCGACUUGAUGCUGAUUUGAUAUUGUUGCAUGUCUAGACUUUACUAUUGUAUUGUAUUGUAUUGUAUAUGUUUGUACAUUUUAGGUGAUUUCUGUCCAUAUGCAUUGAGGUGUAUGGAGUCGACUAGUUUCUCGGAAGUCAUCUUUCUGAGUGAAGGCUUAGUUAAGUGUGAGCGAGGUGAGACGCUAUCAGCACUGUUUAAUGUUGUUUCUUUUUAGUAGUAUUUCAAUUCUUUACUUUCAGCCUACUCCAUCCACACAGUCGGUCUUGAUUAGAGCCUGUCUUAAAUUUUGAACUAUUCUGUUAGAAGGCGUGGAUACGCAUUGCCACUGAUGUGUGCUUAGUCAAGAUUUAUACACGUUGCCCUGGAGCAUUCCUGGUAACGUUGCUUCCUUAGAGCAUUCCUGGUAACGUUGUUUCCUUAGGCCUGUUUUAGCAUACUUUAAAAGUGCAUCUGCUGUUCAGUGUACGAGUAUGGACAUUGGAUGGCGUACUGAAAAAUAUGAGAACAGCA
Molecule: messenger RNA, 5078 nt
Organism: Sycon ciliatum
Lineage: Eukaryota; Metazoa; Porifera; Calcarea; Leucosolenida; Sycettidae
Product: rapamycin-insensitive companion of mTOR-like
Exons: 40
Coding region: 185-4324 (1379 amino acids)
Biological process (GO): positive regulation of phosphatidylinositol 3-kinase/protein kinase B signal transduction; TORC2 signaling
Cellular component (GO): TORC2 complex
Molecular function (GO): protein serine/threonine kinase activator activity
Source: RefSeq, a predicted model, not a curated record